Cuscuta epithymum is the source of this 1153-nucleotide messenger RNA. The record is from the annotation of a GenBank genome assembly. NCBI's taxonomy places the organism in Eukaryota, Viridiplantae, Streptophyta, Magnoliopsida, Solanales, Convolvulaceae.
GGGGAAUUUCAUGCACAGGUGCUCCUAGGAUAUCACACACCGCAGGUCCUCCAGGGCCGACCUCCCCAUGAUGAUCUUAUGCGGACAAGUUAGGUGUAGGACGAUGAAUUCGACGUUUAACUUGGAUACACCGGAGCCCAGACCCGCCGGCCAAAUUCUUCAGACUGAAGGGGCGUCGCCGACCGGUGCGUGGCGUAGGACAGCCGCCUGGCACAGCAGGAGCUUACCCAGAGGAGCCGCCGGGCGACAGACGACGGUCAACCCAUUCGGCUGGAUGACUGCGGUACUGGGGCGACAUGGAGAAGACACACGCACGCGGGGAUUCCAGAGGAGAGAAAAGAAAAGAAAAGGAAAGGAAAGGAAAAACAAAUCCAGAAAUAAUUAUAAUGAAUUUCAAGAAUUUUUGGAAGCUGACCUGGAUCCUGAAGUUUGGGAGAAAGUUGAUUGCUGGACCGCUAGGAUGCUGAGGGAAUUAAUUUGAAGUCUUUUAAACUAACUUGGACUAUUCCCUCUUAGCCGAGUCUACUACUCGACUAAGGGAGUGGGGGAUUCGUGAUGGGGUUAUGAGACUAGGCCCAAUGCCUAAUCGGCCCAGGCCCCGAACUUGAACCAGCAGGCCCAAGCCCGGGACGAUUGUCUGGUCAGGCAGGCCCAACCAGUGGACCCAGCAAUCCGGAUCUCAAGCCGGCCCAACUUAUCAAGCCCAUAAAGGAGUGGAAGUCCAACUGAGCGGGAACCUAAGAUAGCCUGCCUACCGGCCCAACCGGAAGCCUGCCUAUCAGCCCAACCGGAAGCUUGCCUUUCGGCCUAGCAAGGAGUCUGACUUUCAGCCUAGCCAAGAGCCUGCCUCCAGCCCUACAGGGAGCCUGCCUCGGGCCCAGCAGAUAGCUCGCCUCCAGCCCAGCGAGGAGCCUGCCUUCCAGUCCAGUGCAAGCCUGCAGCCCAAAAAGCUCAAGCGUCCGGCCUGCCAGCCAGGUCGACCCGCCAGCCAACCAGGAAGAGUAACGGCCAACAAUCAAUGCGCUAUUAAUUAUGUAUUUAAUUUCAUAUUAAUUUUGUAAUUAAUUUAGCCAUUAUUAUGUUCGGCAGUUACCAUUUGUAAUCGCCUAUAAAAGGCAAUUCGAAUUCAAAUGAAGACACACUACUUUUUGGC